AUGUCAUUUCCGACUCCAGCCAGUCCAACAACCGACGACGACGCACCUCCACACCCACAGCCGCAACCGCAACCGCAGCCACAGCAGCAACCCAAGCAAGAAGACUCACCGCGCUUCAAACCCCUAGCUUCCAUCACCGAAGUCUCCAGCCUAGCCUCCACCUCGAGCCGCCCCUUCACCAUCGCAGAACUCGAAAAAACACCUCCAUUCUUCUUCACCUUUCCCACAAUCGUCAAACUCAAAAACCACGGUACAAUCCAAGUCGAUACUGCAUCACACAUGAACGAUUUACUGGCUUGGUACCGGUUGCACUCGGGCGAGUACAGUGAUGCGGAGAUUAGAGGACUGGCGUCGAAGCUGGAUGUGGGGCAGACGACGAUGCGGAGGGAGGAGUAUGAUGGUGCGUGGGUUGUUGAUGCGAGUUUGAGGGAGGCACCUGGAAAGGAGGGGAAAGAAGAAAAAGAGGAGAAGGAGGAGGAGGAGGGGCAUGGGAUGGAGGUGAAGGAACAGGUGCAGGAGGAGGAGAAGUAG
Molecule: messenger RNA, 531 nt
Organism: Bipolaris maydis ATCC 48331
Lineage: Eukaryota; Fungi; Ascomycota; Dothideomycetes; Pleosporales; Pleosporaceae
Source: RefSeq, a predicted model, not a curated record